GAAUGCGCCAAUCGAUUUCCGGUUGGACUGUAGUGCGGGAAUUUUGGAGGAGCAUCGAGGAUAGCUUGGAAAUAACAACAACGUCAACGAGAUGCCCCCUAAAGCCAAGGCAGCAGGGAAGGGCAGAGGACCAGAAAAGAGGAAGCUUGCUGAGGAGUUCCCCCCUGGAGAAGUACUUACAGAUACUGGCAAGAAGUCCUGGAAACUGGGAGCCCCCAUUGGACAGGGCGGCUUCGGACUGCUCUAUCUGGCCGAUGAGAAUUCAUCUAAAACGGUUGGUGCUGGUGCCCCAUAUGUCAUCAAAGUGGAGCCCAGUGACAACGGACCACUGUUCUCAGAGCUCAAGUUCUACAUGCGAGCUGCCAAGCCGGAUCUAAUUCAGAGUUGGAUGAAGUCUCACAAGACAAAAUAUUUGGGGGUGCCAAAGUACUGGGGGUCUGGACUGCAUGAGAAAGGAGGGAAAAGGUACAGGUUCAUGGUGAUGGACCGAUUUGGGACGGACCUGCAGAAGAAGUUUGAGGAGAGUGGGAGGAGGUUCCCCCGAAAACUGGUCCUGCAGCUCGGACUGAGACUCCUUGACAUUCUGGAGUACAUCCAUGAGCAUGAGUAUGUCCACGCUGACAUCAAAGCCUCCAACCUCCUCCUCAGCCACAACAACCCCGAUCAGGUUUAUUUAGUAGAUUAUGGGCUGGCCUAUAGGUACUCUCCUGAAGGCAUACUGAAGGAGUACAAGGAGGACCCUAAGAGGUGCCACGACGGGACCAUCGAGUUCACCAGCAUCGACGCACACAAAGGAGUCUCACCUUGUAGAAGGAGUGAUCUGGAGAUCCUGGGGUACUGUAUGGUCCAGUGGCUCUGUAGUAAAUUGCCCUGGGAAGACAAACUGCAAGACUCUCUCUACGUCAGAGACUCAAAACUACGAUGUAGAGAUAACGUCUCAGAGUUCAUGUCUAAGUGUUUCUCCUCACAAGACAAACCAGACGAACUUCAGAAGUUUAUGGAGGAGGUGAAGACUCUAAGCUACACAGACAAGCCGGCCUAUCAGAAGCUCCGGUCCAUUCUGGAGGCGGGGCUUAAGUCGAUCGGCGCCAAAGAUGACGACAAGCUGGAGUUCUCAUCGGUCAACGGAGUCGGGCCGUCGUCCUCUGCCGAGAAGACUCCCAAAAGAAAGAGAGCGGUAGAUUAUAAAGAGGAGGCUAAUGACGAGACCGACGGCACUCCCGCCAAGAAAAGUAAAGCUGAAAAGAAAGAGGUGAAUGGAGUGAAAAGGGUAGUCAUCCCCAAGAAGAAAGCGACCCUUAAAAAGACUGCUGCUAGCCCAAAGAAGAAGGCUGCUAGCCCCAAGAAGAUACUGGUGGAGAUGGCUACUCAGACCACUCCUGGCCUGAAGAGAGGCAGAGGUAGACCCAAGAAAAAGGCAGAACCAUUAGAAUCAGAAUGAGUUGUACUUUUUUCAUUCAGUGUUCCAGCCACCCUCGCUCACCUUCCUCACACUGUCCGCUUUUUAAGGUGGAACUGACAGCUUUAAUUUGAACUACUUUGCCGAUAUGAAACAAACAAUCAUAAUCAGUCAAAAAAAAGUCAAAUUCCCAGUUUACCCUACAAAAUCAACUUUGUAACGGUUUUAAAAAUAGCUUCUAUUUGACUAAACAUUCCAUGAUGUAGACUAAGGCAUUGUUGGCAGAAUAGAUGGAUGCAGUUCAAUGCAUGAUUAAUAUGAUUCGCCGAUACAUUUCUUGGUAGUCCCAAAACAUAUUGUUAUCAGGUUGUAAAUCACAACUGCCCAGGUACAUUGUUUUCUGCCUCCAUUCAGGUUACACUGUUUCAGUUUCAAUGACUCAAUAUUCUGGACAAAAACUGACGAAUGUAACUAAGGAUAGGAAUAUCAACACAAUCCAACUAGCAAGAGCAAUGAUCACAAGUCAGUCAUAACGUGGCUAAUAGGCUAGCGUAUCUACUUAUGUAUCAAGCUAAAAACGCGGAACCUAACGCUAGGAGGAUUUCAUGACCUUGGAGGAGUGUGUGAGUGACUGGCUUUUUCCCCUCGUAUUGUUUUAUCGGUGGCUAUACACAUCUAGAGAUGCAGGUGUCAUUUGGUUAGCUAGCAAGAACUUGAACGACUGUUAUCCAGUUAGCAUAUCUCUUGCGUUCUCAAAUUCGCUCUGGCUAUCUACUUCGAUUUCAGUGCACUCUUGUCUGAGUGUGCCAGAGCCCAGAAUAACUGAUGAAUUUACACUUGCGGAAUAUGACCAGUGUCAGUAAACAUAUGCAAAAAAGUAAUAGUUAAUCACAAACACUUCAGUUAA
Molecule: messenger RNA, 2306 nt
Organism: Salmo salar (Atlantic salmon)
Lineage: Eukaryota; Metazoa; Chordata; Actinopteri; Salmoniformes; Salmonidae
Product: serine/threonine-protein kinase VRK1
Biological process (GO): protein phosphorylation
Molecular function (GO): protein kinase activity; ATP binding
Source: RefSeq, a predicted model, not a curated record